UGACCUCCAGGGACGCCCGGCGGAGCCAUGGCGGCGCCCAGGCCGCUGUCCCGCUUCUGGGAGUGGGGGAAGAACAUCGUGUGCGUGGGCAGGAACUACGCGGACCACGCCAAGGAGAUGCAGAGCGCCUUGCCGAGCGAGCCGCUGCUCUUCCUCAAGCCGUCCACCGCCUACGUGCCCGACGGCUCGGCCAUCCUCAUGCCGCCCUACAGCAGCAACCUGCACCACGAGCUCGAGCUGGGCGUCGUGAUGGGCAGGCGCAGCCGCGCCGUCCCCGAGGCCGCGGCCAUGGACUACGUGGCUGGCUAUGCCUUGUGUCUGGACAUGACCGCCAGAGACGUGCAGGACGAGUGCAAGAAGAAGGGCUUGCCCUGGACGCUGGCCAAGAGCUUCACGGCCUCCUGCCCGGUCAGCGCGUUCGUGCCCAAGGAGAGGAUCCCGGACCCUCACAACCUGAAGCUCUGGCUCAGGGUCAAUGGCGAACUCAGGCAGGAGGGUGAGACAGCCUCCAUGAUCUUUUCCAUCCCCUACAUCAUCAGCUACGUUUCUAAGAUAAUGACCUUGGAAGAAGGAGAUAUUAUCUUGACCGGGACCCCGAAGGGAGUCGGACCCGUGAAAGAAAACGAUGAGAUCCAGGCUGGCAUACACGGGGUCGUUAGUAUGAGAUUUAAGGUGGAAAAGCCAGAGUACUGAGUCUGUGCAAAGCGCCCUGAUUUACAAAGUUUCAGGAGAGAAGGGAGCUGGACAGAAGCAAGCAGAGGUUAUUAAAUGGGACAAUCCUUUAAGAAGAAACUAAUUCUUAAAUAUGAUUUAAUUGGAUUGUUAUGACUUAAGGCAAAUGGACCCUUAAAGGAAAAUGUGAUCUAGAAAAGCUGGGCCAGAAAUGGAAAGAAGAUUGAGAAUUUUAAGAAACCACCAAAUUAAGUUUUUGUAAUGCUUCCAAAGCAGAGAAUUUAUCAAACCUAAUGUUAAGACUUUCCUUCCUAAAACUGGAGUGGAUAAGACUUUUCAUUUGGGGGGGGGGGCUGGGUGGCUCAGUCCCUUAAGCAUCUGUCUUCCUCUCAGGUCAUGAUCCCUAGAUCCU
Molecule: messenger RNA, 1084 nt
Organism: Mustela erminea (ermine)
Lineage: Eukaryota; Metazoa; Chordata; Mammalia; Carnivora; Mustelidae
Gene: FAHD1
Product: fumarylacetoacetate hydrolase domain containing 1
Exons: 1
Coding region: 28-693 (221 amino acids)
Cellular component (GO): mitochondrion
Molecular function (GO): acetylpyruvate hydrolase activity
Source: RefSeq, a predicted model, not a curated record